Sinocyclocheilus rhinocerous is the source of this 1142-nucleotide messenger RNA. RefSeq names its product intraflagellar transport protein 43 homolog. Gene Ontology annotation, cellular component: cilium; intraciliary transport particle A. Lineage: Eukaryota; Metazoa; Chordata; Actinopteri; Cypriniformes; Cyprinidae. The record is from RefSeq and is a predicted model, not a curated record. Bases 25 to 669 code for a protein of 214 amino acids. The transcript has 9 exons. Gene Ontology annotation, biological process: intraciliary retrograde transport.
UUCCGGGACGCGGUUCCGUUAGAAAUGGACGACAGUCUUCAGCUGGCAGAUGGUGGAUUUACUAAAAAUGUUGCCAGAUCAGGCAGAAGAGCUCGUCCGGCCGCUGAGAUGAACAGCACCGAAGACUCUCGUCAGAGGAAAUCAUCUUCAUCAGUCAGUAACGCAGCGGUGGUCAGUCCUCAUCUUACUGAUGGACCUCCACCGAAGCCGGCGCGUCGGCAGGCAGGAUGGGCGGAGGAGAGCACCGGGUCCGGAUCUGCCAAGUCUGGACGCCGGCCGGCCGCAGAAGAGCUGGAGGACCGGCGACUGAGGCCACAAACCCCCGAGGCCUCCGACAAUGAAAGUGACAUCCCAGUGAUUCCAGACCUGGAGGAGGUUCAAGAGGAAGACCUCACCAUGCAGAUCGCUGCUCCACCUAGUAUCCAGGUGAACAGAGUUAUGACCUACAGAGACCUGGACAACGACCUCAUGAAGUACUCGGCUUUUCAGACCCUGGAUGGAGAGAUUGACCUGAAGCUGCUCACGAAGGUUUUAGCCCCGGAGCAGAAGGUGAGAGAGGAGGACGUGGGCUGGGAUUGGGAUCAUCUGUUCACCGAGGUCUCCUCUGAACUCCAGACGGAUUGGGAUCAAGGAGAGCGGGAAGAUCAGUCUCCACUUCCUGUGGCCUGAGGAUGGAUUUACACCUCAUGUGCUCAGAUAGGAAAAUAUUGUUCAUAUUGAAUGUGUUUCUUGACGUGUCAUUGCUUACGCUCUGUGUGUUUCUCAUUAAGGUUAACCUUGCAAACCCAGAAACAUUGCUUUUCUUAACUGGAUCAAUCUGGAGACAUUUGUCACUGUUUGUAGUUUCUGGAAAAAGCCUAAAUCCAAGGUUAAUGAGCGGGGGAACUAAAAUCCAGUUGAUUGAGUUAAAAUGAACUUUGCACAUCUGAGCAAGCCGGCCUUAUCAUUAUUGACCACAGCAUCGACCAUCUGAGCUCGUCCUGUUCUCCGCUGAGCUUCAUUCUGUGUGGGUUAACGUCAUAACGUGCUUCCUUCAAGUCAGAAUAUCAAAUAUAUGCAUUUAAAUGUCACUAUUUGAAAAAUGCACAUUUCUCAUAAAAUCAUCCAUGAUCCAUAGUUAAUUAUUUACCAUUUGUCUCUGU